Stegodyphus dumicola is the source of this 2728-nucleotide messenger RNA. Its product is annotated as protein PALS1-like. Gene Ontology annotation, molecular function: protein binding. NCBI's taxonomy places the organism in Eukaryota, Metazoa, Arthropoda, Arachnida, Araneae, Eresidae. The record is from RefSeq and is a predicted model, not a curated record.
GUUUACAACUCGCUCAACUUCAUUUCGAAUAUGUUUCGAAGGAAUUGGUUGGUCGUAAUUUUUGAAGACAUGGUGUUCAACUGCAUAAUUUAUUGACAACUGACAACAGUGUGUGACUCCUUGAAUAUGUUCUUCCUACUUUUGCCAGCAGCAUUAUUCUGGAUAUUUUAAAAUAGCUAAUAUUACUGUUUGUGUUCUACAAUUAUAAUCAAAAGUUAUAACCGUUUCGGGGCGUUACCUGAGCGGCCUUGAUAAUUCUAACAAGUGUGCCUUUAAAAAUUAUCACCUAGCAGUUGGCGAUGUAAGUAUCCGAGACACCUUCCUGAUCUCUGUGAGCAGUGGUCAGCCUCCCGAAGACCACGGGUCGGACAUGACCCAGUUGUCUGGCACCUGCACCCCAACGCAGACGAUCGACCAGAGACAGACCAACAACCGAUCGCCUACAUCCGAGAGCGCCGCCAUCGAGAGCACCCCACUUGUGAAGGACGAUUCUCCCACCAAGACGCCCCUUAAGAAUAACAACAGUAGCAAAGUCAUUUCCGAGAAAGAGGAUUUUGAAAUCAAAGAAAUCAUCGUAAGUCCAGCGGCAACAGAGACAUUCAUUCCCACUGUUAUAGAAGACGCCAUCACGAAAGAUGCCAUGAAAGAUCCAAAGAUUGCUUCCAGCGUUGCGAUUAUUAACAAUAACAACAGUAGCCAUAAUAAUAACAAUUCGAUGGCCUUGGUGCAAACGGCCACUCGACAUCGGGAGAUGGCUGUAGAUGUACCAGAUUCUUUCGUUGGUGUUACUAAAACAGCACCGCGUUAUCCUCCGCCUCGAAAAAAGCCUCCCAGCACACCAGAAACUUGUAGUCUCAAGAAGAAAGGCCAGUAUCGUUUUAGCUCAGACUACUCUGCUGAAAAAUCUAGCAACCACGUUCGAUCUGUGUCAGCUCAAGAUGGUAAUCCAGAUACGUCGUCUGAGAAAAGGACGCCUCCCACGCCAAGAAUAUCUGAGUUAGUCCGAACGUCAAAAUCGAAAGAAGAUUUGAACGGAUCAGCAUUUAAAAACGAAACUGUGUUUAAUUACAGUGAUUCGGAACGCAUGGAAAGAAUACGGAAAUAUCAGGAAGAACUUUCUAAGAGAAAAGAAGAUGAAGAUCGUCUUGCACGUGAAGAGGAAUUCUUGAGGUCAUCUCUUCGAAGUUCACAAAAACUUAGAGCGUUGGAGAAGAGGGGUGGUAUGGAAAACUCGGGUUUUCAGUUGGAAGAAGGAGAUGCUGGAGCUGCUAGAAAUCAUGCAGUUGAUGGUCGAUUGGUAAGCGAAAAUCCUGAUGGCGAACCAACAGAGCUUACCAGAAUUUAUAAACCAUCUGAACUACUGGACAUGCUUCAAAAUGUAGAAACUCUCUUAUCAAAAACGGGUUUUGAUGAAAGCCUUCUGGAUUUAGAGAAAUUAUUACAUAAUCAGGAGUUUCAAUCCCUGUUAACCUUGCAUAAUAAAAUUCAAGAUUUGUGUUGUUUCAAGUGCCUGCCUUCUCCUGUUUGUACAGAUGCUCAGGUUAUAUCAUUAGAAGUUGUGAGAGCAUUACAGGAUGUUCCAUCCAAAGAUGCAAAAGAACUCUUACAUAUCCUUGGGAAACCUCAAUUUGAAAAUUUUAUGUUUUGCCAUGAUAAAGUUGCUGCAAGUCAAAUCACACCUGAAAUAUCAGAAGAGGAGGAAUUGCUGUCAAGGGUUUCACAGUAUACAGAAGAAAGCAUAAAAAUUGUCCGCAUAGAUAAAACAACUGAGCCACUGGGUGCUACUGUUAAGAAUGAUGGAGAAGCUGUUGUUGUAGGUCGUAUUGUCAAAGGUGGAGUUGCAGAAAAAAGUGGUUUACUUCAUGAAGGUGAUGAGAUUCUUGAAGUAAAUGGCUUGGAAUUGAGAGGAAAAUCUGUAAAUGAUGUUUGUGAUAUUAUGGUAUGUGUUAUUGGUUUAUAUAUGUAUAUAUAUAUAUAUAUAAUUUAUAAUUUAAUUUGCAGCAGCCCUUUUAUUUCCUCAUUCUGUGUCGGUUGCAUAAUUGUUCUGGAAUCUGUGCUGUUGUGCUGUGCCACUUACAUCGUUUCAUCUGCAGUGGUCCUAGUAUUUCCAAAGCCUGAAUCUGUAAUGUCUGUUAUGGAGAACAUAGGUCAGUCUGUAAAAUUACCCUCUCUAGAAUCUUAUGGAGAACAUAGAUGUAAGGCUGCUACUCAGCAACUUGUUUUGAAUAUGGAGGUAAAUAGUGUUUCUGUUGCUUUUAUUCAAGAACCUUACUCUUAUCAUGGUCUUAUGCCUGGCUUUCCGAGUUCCUUUAGGUUAUAUUAUGAUUUUAACUCAGAGGUCAUAAAGGCUGCUAUUAUUGUUCGAGCCGGAUUUCUACCUACUUUUUUGAAUUUGAGAUUCUUGGAUUAUAAUAUGGCUAAGGAUCUUGCAAAGCUUAUUUGGGGUAUGGAUUCCAAUAGUAAGUCUGAACUGUGGUUUAGUCCCUACAGUGAUGCUCGAGGAAACAAGCUUGGAGAUUUUGUCAGCUCCUAUAACUUAUAUGUGAUCAAUGAGGACUGUGGCCCUACCUUUUGUUCGGAACAGGGAUCAAGCUAUAUAGAUGUCACAAUUAUGGGAGCUGAUUUGCUAGCAAAUGUUACCCGCUGGUGUCUCUCGGACUGUGAAUCAUUGUCAGAUCAUGCAAUGAUUGAAUUCGACUUAUCUGUUUCUGCUGCUUCUUUAAUUGCU